UCUUUGAAUUAAAACGAUCGGGCGCCUAUCAAGACAAUCUUAUCUUUAUUAAUACACUCCCCUCAACUCCCCUAAGCGGGUCUAGACCCUGCAGCACACACAUGCAAAUCAUAACCAUUUCAUUAAAAUAUUACCUCAUCAAAAUAUUUUACCUGACUCUUAAACAUCAUACCCCAAUAUAAUAAACUGUUUUUACGCCAUGAUUUUAUCACUUUUAAUAAUUUUGACUUUUGUUAAUCAUCAGUAAAACCUGGCUCUCCCAAGGACACAACAGUCCUCUGGAAUCAUUUAACCUCACUCAGGCAAAACAGCCACUCAGGCAACUUCAAUUUUAUUUGAAGUAAUAGAUUCCAUCAUCAACCCCUCCCCCUUUCAUUUUACAGACACCUCACAAGAGAUGUGUGAGAGGUUUUUAAUUGCUUGAGGGACUGACUAAUCUUUCCUCCUGAUGGCAGUUGGGCCCAGUAUUUGAAUAAUUCUCAAAAGAUCCCUAACAGAAGGAAUCCUUCCUUCCAGUUUUAAACCUGCUGUCGUCCACCCUCCUUUACAGAAACCUAACCUUGAUCCCUCUGUUCUUAACAAUUUGAGGCUGAUCUCUAUCCAUUUUUAUCAAAAGUUUUAAAAGAAAUUGUUUUAAUCCAACUUUUAUAUUUGUCAUAACAACGUCUUUGAGAAAUUUCAAUCCGGUUUUAGAUCAUUACACAGUACAGACACUGCCCUCCUCUAAGUAACCAAUGACAGCUGACAGAGGAGAGAUACACACACAGAAAUACCUUCUGCUGAGACCUGAUGACACUGAAAGCCUAGCUGAUGUAUUAGAAUGUCUUAAUGAUAUCAACAGUUGGAUGGCACAAAACUAUUUGCAACUCAACAACUCAAAGUCAGAAAUAAUAUUAUUCUAUCCACCUAACCCCAUCAAACGAUUAAACGUGACCUUGGUACCUGGUCAAUCAAUGUAAAGCCCGUUGCCAGAAACCUACGAGUCCGGUUUGACCGAACACUCACUUUCCAACCACAAAUUAAAAAAGAAGUCCAGGCCUGCUUCCUACAAAUCAGAACCAUCUCAAGAAUCAAAUCUGAAAUUUCACACCCGGACUUGCAAAAACUAAUUCAUACACUAGUCUUGUCUAGAUUGGAUUUCUGUGACUCCCUCCAUCAUCCAAGAGUCGAUCUUCCACCUCCAACUAGCUUAAAAUUUAGCAACUCAGCCACCUGGUCUUAAAAGACAACAUCACAUUACUCUGAUCCUUUGGCUCCCUGUCUGUUUUUGAAUGGAUUUUAAGAUUUUAGUGAUCACUUUUAUAGCACGCCAGGGUCUAGCCCCAAGGUACAUCACAUAUUUAUGGACCCCUGGUGGGCCUGCACUCAGCCUUAGCUCCUCAGGUAAAGCGCUGCUUGCUGUUCCAAAGUCCAGGUUGAAAACUAGAGGUGACCGUGCCUUUUCCAUCAGGGCCCUUCAGCUUUGGAACGACCUACCUCAGCAGAUAAGGCUCGCAGAGUAUCUUAAUGUCAAGAGGAUAAAACAUUGGCUGGACCAUAAUGGCGUCUUACUUUGAAGAACAUGACUGUGAGCCCACCAACCCUGAGGAGCAGUAUCGGCAGAACGCUCUACUUGAAUUGGCCAGGUCUUUAAUGCAGGGCUUAGACUUACUUGACUCAGGAGCGUUCGACUCGUCAGACUGGGAUCAACGUCUUCCCCCCCCAGCUGCCAAGACCGCUGUUCAGACCCUCACCGUGGUCGUCAUCUCUCCAGAGCAAGCAGACAAAGGUCUGAAGUGUCCGGUUUGUUUGCUGGAGUUUGAGGAACAAGAAACAGUUCGAGAAAUGCCCUGCAAACACCUUUUCCACGCAGGAUGUAUACUGCCCUGGCUGGGCAAGACUAACUCCUGUCCGCUCUGUCGACUUGAAUUACCAACUGACAAUCCAGAGUAUGAAGAGUUUAAAAAAGACAAGGAGAGGAGGAAACAGAGGGAAAACCGUCUGGAGGAUCUACACGGAGCCAUGUACACAUGACACCACGAUGCUGUGGUGCAAAUUUGUAGCACAGUAAUGUUUUACAGAAAAUGAUGAUAAAGAAAAAUUCAAUAGAUUCAGGAAAAACCCAAUGCUACAUUCAUGCCAUUUCAUUACAGAUUUUGUAAUAUAGAUGCGUCUGGAAAAACAUCUGUUAGCUUUAUAUUUAUAUAUAUAUUAUAUAUUAUGAAGAGUAAUGACAAAUAUCUCCCAGCAGCAAAAUGUAAUAUCAAAUAUGAAUAAAUGGUUUGCAAAAUAGCUGAAAUGCUAACAGAACUGAGCUCAUUGUAAAUACAAUAUAUUACAAAUAUGUAACAAUAUAAAUAAAUAGUCUGUGUAAUUUCCAGGUUCCAUGCAAUUGACACGGCAUGAAUGCAGCAUAAGCAGUAACGUUGAACAUUUUAAAUGCUCUUUUCACAUUAGUUAGAAUAAAUUCACCAUAAUAUUAACUAUAUUUUAAGAUGAUUUUAAACAUACAUUUCAUGAACUUUAAACGCACAAAAAUGCUGUAUUUGUCUUAUGAAUAUUAUUUAAACAUAAAUGUUUAUCAGUCAAUCGAUUUAAAGAAUAAUAUGCAUUUCCAUACAUUGUCUUCAACAAGGACAGACUGAAAAAGAAAGGUGAAGAUUGAAGCAGCAGAGGUUGAGAUAUUCUGACUUUUAAUCUCCAGUGUGGCUCAACUCCAUAGCUUUCUGUGAAUGUGUCGUGUUGUCACUGAAGGAGUUGUGCUUCUCGUGCUGACUAAGCACUUUCAUGUAUAAAACUGGUUCCUCUAGUCUAGACCUUGUCCCAUGAUGUUUAAGGGAUUUCACUUCACUUCUGGCCAUCACACAGUCAUUUGGUAUGAAUGUGGUUUGAUGGUUCUACAUGUUGGUACAUGUGUAUUAACACAAUACUGGACCUGCAGCACUGCUCAGUGUGAUAUUUAAUCAGCAGUGUGUAGAGCAUUUACAAAAGUCAGCCGUUCUUUAUUUCAUCUAUGUUGUUUCUAUUUCUGAUUAAAAAUAAACACCUGCUUUUUACAAAUAUAGAAA
Molecule: messenger RNA, 3047 nt
Organism: Platichthys flesus (European flounder)
Lineage: Eukaryota; Metazoa; Chordata; Actinopteri; Pleuronectiformes; Pleuronectidae
Gene: rnf181
Product: ring finger protein 181
Exons: 6
Coding region: 1540-2013 (157 amino acids)
Biological process (GO): protein ubiquitination
Cellular component (GO): cytoplasm
Molecular function (GO): ubiquitin protein ligase activity
Source: RefSeq, a predicted model, not a curated record